This is a messenger RNA of Trematomus bernacchii (emerald rockcod), 2999 nucleotides long. It is a transcript of the gene slc49a4, whose product is annotated as solute carrier family 49 member 4. Gene Ontology annotation, cellular component: membrane; intracellular membrane-bounded organelle. Gene Ontology annotation, molecular function: transmembrane transporter activity. The record is from RefSeq and is a predicted model, not a curated record. Lineage: Eukaryota; Metazoa; Chordata; Actinopteri; Perciformes; Nototheniidae. Gene Ontology annotation, biological process: transmembrane transport.
AACAAGAAGCUAUCGGCUGUUUUUAUGUUGUUGUCCUCGACAGUAUUCUCUAUUCCCCGUUAACGUACAGCCUUUAAACCCUGGAUUUUAACACGAAACGGACACUUUAUUUACCAUGGGUGCCGGACCGAGCACCGAGUCCGAAAGGGAGCCGCUUCUCGUCCCUUCUCAUGCGGAAACAAUAACAAACAGUGCCCCAGUAAACAGCCGAGUGUACGGCAGAAGAUGGCUGGUUCUGACCCUGUUCUCCCUGCUGGCUCUCAUGCAGGGGAUGGUCUGGAACUUCUGGGGUCCGAUCCAGAAUUCAGCCGUUCACGCUUUCGGCUUCAGCAAGUCUGACAUCGCGGUUCUGGUGCUGUGGGGCCCGGUGGGGUUUGUCCCCUGGCUGUUGUUUAUGUGGCUGAUGGAUAAAAGAGGUCUGCGGGCGUCCCUCCUCCUCUCGGCCUUCCUGAUGCUUUUGGGAGCGGCUCUGCGGAGCAUCCCUCUGACAGAACAGCCUCUCAGGAGAUGGUUGAUACACGGGGGCCAGUUGCUGAAUGGUUUGGCCGGCCCUACCAUAAUGAGCGCCGGCCCCUUCCUCUCCACCACAUGGUUCGCCCCGGACCAGAGAGCCACAGCGACGGCCGUGGCCUCCCUCUUCUCCUACCUGGGAGGCGCUGCUUCGUUUAUAAUCGGACCUCUGGUGGUCCCGGCCCCCAACAACACCCAGACGUUCACCUCUACGGUAUCAGUGGGAUACGAGAACUUCAUCCGAGAUAGGAUCCAGAUGAUUAUGUAUGCAGAGUUAGCUACGAUUGCUGUGCUCUUCGUGGCCGUCCUGAUUUAUUUCCCGGCCCGUCCACCCGUCCCUCCCAGUGUGGCGGCUGCGAGCCAGAGACUCAGUUACAGGAGCAGCAUCUGCAGACUUCUGAGUAACGUGCGCUUCCUGAUGAUAGCGCUGGCCUAUGCGGUCCCCACAGGAGUGAUCGCCGGCUGGACAGGAGUCCUGGACAUGGUGCUUACACCCGCUAAAAUCAGCCAGGUGGACGCCGGUUGGAUUGGUUUCUGGUCGACUGUCGGUGGAUGCGUGUUUGGAGUGGCAAUGGCCAGGUUUGCAGACUCCAUUCGGGGGAUGCUGAAGCUGAUCCUGGUGCUGAUGCUGGCAGGAGCCUCUCUGUCCUCCACCUGGUUCACUCUCACCUGUCUGAGCUCAUUCACUCACCUCCCCUCCACCGCAGCCAUCCUUUACACUUCCUGCAUCCUGGUGGGCAUUUUCAUUAACAGCAGCGUGCCAAUAUUCUUCGAGCUCUUCAUCGAGACUGUGUACCCGGUCCCUGAAGGCAUCACCUGCGGACUGGUCACCUUCCUCGGGAACCUGGUCACCGGCCUGCUGCUAUUCUUCCUCACCUUUUACUGUACAGACCUGUCGUGGUUGAACUGGUGUCUGACCGGCUCGUGUCUCCUCAGCCGCGUCCUCGAUCUCUUCUUCAGGGAGUCGUACGACCGCCUUACCUGGACGUCCUUCGUCUUCCGUGUGACACUUGCUGAGGACAACAACAACAACAACAACAACAAACAAUCAACAAACAAACACUUCAGGGACUAAAUAAUUAAUCUUGCACAAAGAGGAGGCGAAGGGAAAGUGGAAACCCCCACACUCUUAUUUUAGAUUUUAGGACGUAAAUGUAUAUAUUGCUAACAGUGGUGAUGGAUUGUUUACUCUUUUACGUCUCGAUGCCAUGUGACUGUUUAACACAUCAUUACCUGUUUUGUUUGUUUCUAUGUUUGUGUGUAAACAAACGGAUUAAUUUUCCUAACCAGGCGCAGCAUGACGAACUGUUAGAGGUCGUUGUUUACAGAUCAUGUGAUAUUUCCUUCAUUGUGUUUUCGAGCCACUUGACGCUGACAAACACAACAAGCUUCUGACUCCAGAUCAGCAUCGAGUGUCAACCCCUAACGAGGAAGUAAAGCUUCAUCAGCCAAUCAGCAGGCCUGGAUUUGUGCUGAGUCGGGGCUAAACGGGCGACCUCCUGCUGUUUUAGCGCUGCUCCAAACCUCUGAGACUGUCAUUGAGAGGCAGGUACUUGUAUCAUGUUGUGUGGCCCUCUCUAGAUGAAUAUUAUGCAAAAAUGAUUGACCAAAUUGAUGACUGGAUGCUGGCCAAGGAAAGGAGAAAUAUUCUGAACUGUUACACCUUCACAUUUCUGAAGUUGUUAAGUCUAUUUAUGGAUAAUCGUGUCAAUUUUUGGGGAGAUUUGCUUUUAAAUCGAACUUUUUUCUUUGACAGUCUUUUUAAACGUUGUACUCGUUGUAUCUUGCCAGUAUUUAUUGGAAAUGUCUCAACACUAACACAGUCGCUGAAACGGGAUGUUUGGUGACGAUUUAAUCCUAAAGGAAAUCACUUUAUUAAACAGGCGUGAGGAUUACGUGGUAAUUGCCGAGCUGCUCCUCCUCCACCUCCUCCCCCUCCUCCAAAGCACCAGCAGGUGUCUCCGAUGAGAGUCGACUGACAACGAAACCUGAAGGGAGAAAGGAAGUCUCUUUUUUCUUGGAUUCCUCGACUGACAAAACUGGAGCUGUGACAAAAACCAGUUCCAGACGAAAAACCACAAAGAAACACAUGAAGGCGAAUUCAAAACUGACUCUAACAUGUCCAUAGUUUGUCUUUGUCUCGUUCAGCAGCUAUAGGACGUGUUUACCGUGUGUCCCUCGGGGUCCUUAACGUCUUCCCUGGUGCUUGUUUUCUAUUUUUUACUCUCCUUGUACAGAAAAAGGUUGUCUUUGUACCUUUUUUGACAUGUUGCCUUAAUUGCCUAGUGCUGUGCGUUCAGCCCCCCCCCCUCUCUCUCUACCACACUGUGACUCUUUUAUCUGUAUAUAUUGUUAAAGGUCAUGUACUUGUGUCCUGCAAGCACUCUCUCUGUGGUUAUAAAUGUCCUUGUUCUGUGAAAAAGGAAAAAGAACAAAUGUGACUGUUGAAUAUUUCCAGCACCUUAUUCAAAUAAACAUUUUAAGAUUAA